AUGAGUUUCGCCAAUACUGAUGAUAGAUCAUACGGUGCCGCGGGAUAUUAUCCUCGUGCACCUGGAUCGGCUCAUGGACCACCACCUCCAACUGCAGGAGGUCAAAGUCAACAUGGUUCUUCACCUGAACAGCGACUUCACUCUUCUGGUGGGUAUAAGACUACUCCCGCACCACACGAAUCUCCCUCUCAGCCUGUUUAUCCAAACGAUAUUGGUGCUGCACCAGGUUCAUCCCAUGGUUACCCCCCUCAACCAAUCACUCCCCUCAGCGGUCAGGCCUACCCACCUCAACAACCACCUUCAGGUGGAUAUUACGGUAUAACCCAAACUCCCCAAUCAGAUCCCUCACAACCUCCAACUCAACAACAUAUCCCAUCUCCUCCACCGAGCAGCAACGGUAGACCCUCAAGCGCAAACUUCACACCGGAUGGUAUACCCAUAGUACCAGUUGGAGUAUCAGGUGGGAAGAUGUUCAGAUGUAGAGGAUAUGGAGAUUGCGAUAAGGUGUUCACCCGGAGUGAGCAUUUGGCGAGGCAUGUUCGAAAACAUACUGGUGAAAGACCUUUCCCAUGCCACUGCGGUAAAGCCUUCUCCCGUCUCGACAAUCUCCGACAGCACGCCGCUACCGUUCACGCCGAUCAAUCAGCACUGAACGAAGCGAUGCUGUCUUCGCUAGCCCCUGUUCACGCUGCCCUUUCACAACGGGCCAAUAGGGACCAAAGGAAACGAGGAGAGGUAGUGGAAGUGCCCAAGAACGCUGUGGAGAGACCUCGACAUGCGGAAUAUAGAGCUCAGAAAGGAUCUCCAGCUUCUGCUGCCGCCGCUGGACAACAUCAUCAACCUCCUGAUUCCCCUUACGCUCAGUAUCCUCCAGAAUCCCAAUGGAAUGUCGCUCCCCCUCCACAUGCCCGACCUCGUACUUCAGGCUACGAAUACCCACCAUAUGGUGCUGAAGGACCUCCCGUUCUAGAAGAUGCUGGACCAUCUCGCCGACCUGCUUCAUCCGCUGGCUAUGGGUAUCAACAACCAGCCUACUAUGAUCAAUCAGCUCGUCCACCAACGGCACCUGGCACAGCAUCGUCAUCCGAUUCCAUUAGCCAAUUACCCUACCCUUACCGACCAAUUUCAUCCCAAGGUCGGGAUCUACCUGUGCCUAGUCACUAUGCCGAAUCUGAACCUCCUUCCACCGCUCAUGGACCACCUCAAUCUCCUAUGUACUCGAAUGUACCCCAAGCACAAUGGUCUUCGCCUCCACCUCCUCAUUCCGCUUAUCCUCCUCAAGAUACUAGCGCUUACCCACCUAACACUGCUGAAGGUUACGCAUACCCCCCUCCACCUCAUCAACACGGUUCGUACCCUCCACGAGAAGAGGUAUACAAUUACCCACCUAACUGGACUCCUCAACCUCAGUAUAGCAACGUACCACCCCCACCACCUACUGCCGGUGGUUAUCCUCCGACAUACAAUCAACAACCUUCUGAAUCGCCAUUCCAGUACAACGCACCUGGUCCUCAGGAUGCGGCUUACCCACCAUCGUCGUACGGGUACGAUACGAGAAAGCGAAGAGUAGAGGAUGAAAGUGGAGAUUCCGAAUUGAGGAAACAUCAUAGACCAAAUGAUGAUCAAGGACAAGGUCAACCUCAAAAUUUGAAUGCUGCGCUAGAAGGACAAAGGGAUCCAUCUUGGUUACCACCUACGACCGAGAGACGUUCCUCCCUAGCGAUCUCAGCAUUGUUGGGAUCGCCUCAACAACCAUCGAGAUCACGUCCUGCUACGGCUGGAGGAGCGAAUGAAGGGUAUGAUCAUGCACAGGCUGCAUACCAGGCCAGUCAAGCUUUCAGUCAACCGCCGCAACCUGAAGCCAGUCAGAGUUUACCACCUACUCCGACAGUAGGUAUGAACGGCGUCAGAAGAUCGAAAGAUGAUUCAGCAGUUCAGGGAACAUCGACAACGACAACGGAAGACGGACAAAGUAUGGAACAGAAAGCUAAAGCGUUAUUGGGACAAGGCAGAUAG
Kwoniella botswanensis is the source of this 2016-nucleotide messenger RNA. RefSeq lists its product as uncharacterized. Lineage: Eukaryota; Fungi; Basidiomycota; Tremellomycetes; Tremellales; Cryptococcaceae. Gene Ontology annotation, cellular component: chromatin. The transcript is spliced from 2 exons. The record is from RefSeq and is a predicted model, not a curated record. Bases 1 to 2016 code for a protein of 671 amino acids. Gene Ontology annotation, molecular function: DNA-binding transcription factor activity, RNA polymerase II-specific; RNA polymerase II cis-regulatory region sequence-specific DNA binding. Gene Ontology annotation, biological process: regulation of transcription by RNA polymerase II.